Molecule: messenger RNA, 1624 nt
Organism: Fundulus heteroclitus (mummichog)
Lineage: Eukaryota; Metazoa; Chordata; Actinopteri; Cyprinodontiformes; Fundulidae
Gene: tamalin
Product: trafficking regulator and scaffold protein tamalin
Exons: 8
Coding region: 114-1253 (379 amino acids)
Molecular function (GO): protein binding
Source: RefSeq, a predicted model, not a curated record
UGCCCGCCUCCUCCUCACAGCCUGUACAGCCGCGACUCUCAGUCGGAGCAGAAAAGUUUAGGAUCCGCUCCGUGUCACUGCUUUCCUCCGCGGUUCUUAAUUCCCCGACGAAGAUGACGUUCCGGAGGCUGAAGAAGGUGAACUCCAGCGGGGCGGACGGAGGACCCGCAUCCCAGGACAGCGACAUUUAUUUCCCGUCGUCAAAGUCGGACAGCUGCAGGACCGCGGAGCUGCCCUCCAAGUCGUCGGAGGUUUACAACUACAAGACGCUGGCUUACUCUGGGGGGACGCUGCCCAGAAACUACAAAAGGGGUGGCAGCUCGGAGAAGUGGAAACCAAUAACGCAACCCCCGGAACCACAAAGGAAGGUGGUGGUCUUGGAGAAGAAUGAAGAGGAGGCGUUUGGUUUUGAGAUUCAGACGUACGGCCUUCACCAUCAGGACCAAAACUCGGUGGAGAUGUGCACGUUUGUGUGCAAGGUGCACGACGGCAGCCCGGCCCAGCAAGCAGGACUUAAAGUUGGGGACACCAUCACAAGUGUGAACGAGACCACCGUAGAAGGUUUUCUCCACAAGGACAUCGUUCAGCUCAUCAGGUCCUACGGCAACACGCUCAGGCUGGAGACGGUUUACAGUGACUCAAUCCGAAAAGCUGAGCUGGAGGCCAGGCUGCAGUAUCUAAAGCAAACUCUGCAUGAGAAAUGGGAUGAAUAUCGCUCUCUGAUGGUUCAGGAGCAAAGGCUCGUCCACGGUAUCGUAAUGAGCGACGCCGCGCUGUACGAGUCCCUGGAGUCGGCGGGAAUCUACGGCAGCCUUGGCGCUCCCAGCCCCGCGGCGCAGAGAGCGCUCCGCUGCACCGGCAGCACCAGCAGCAGCGCCAGCCUUCUCAGCACCGCCACGGAGGACGACCCGCUCUACCAAACCUGCCUGUACCACUCGGACGGCAACAUGGACUCGAGCAGCGGAGACAGAAUCAACGAGAAGCCGCCUCCGACCAGGCAGCAGCAGCAGCAGCGGCCGCGGCCGGCCAGCGAGCUCCUCACCGUCACCAAGACCCACCUGACGCGCAGCGCCAGCACGCGCAGCUACGUGAGGGGGUCUUCGUCGUCGUCGUCGUCCGUGGGCUCGGGGGAGAAGCAGGGAGGAUUCGGCUCGCUGCAGAGAAAGCCCAAGCAGAAGAGCUUCCGCCGGCGUCUCCUCAAGUUCAUCCCGGGUUUGAAUCGACCGCUGGAGGAGGAGGAGAGCAAACUCUGAGCAACGGACGACGCUAAAAGACUGACAGUCAGACUGAAACCGCCAAAGAAAAAUAAGCAAAACAGCCUCCAAAGAGUGAAGUGUGAGACCAAAGCAAAGCGGCUGUGUUGCUGGGACGACCAAACGGACUUUUAUUUCACAGGUGUACAUAAUCUUUGCUUCGGUUUGUCUUGAUCUCUAAGUUAUUUAUUUAUUUUCACACGUUCUAUUCACACAAAAUGAAGGAUGCUUCAGUGUUCCCCCCCCUUCACUGCACGGACUUUUCUAUUAUCUUGACAAACCUGUGACAACUUUGUGCAGCAAUUUACUACCAAUCAAAGCCUUUUUGUGGUUCCAAAGUUAAAAAAUAAAAUACGUGGCAUUUUUCCAGA